AGCUACCUUUCGUAUGGAGCAGAAGUCUACCCCCACCAUUUUCACCAAGUUCCAGGCUCAUCUCGUCUCAUUUUCACCUCACCUGCGCCAUUUUGAAGGUCCCAGCUGUAUCAUCGCGACUCAUCGAUCAGGAUCGAUAUGGAUAUCGAUCCCCCCACCAUCGACUGCUGUGACAGCUGAACUUCAGGUACGAACUUCUUCACCAGUUAGCCAUGGAUCCCUCAGGACUAUGUUCCAACCACUCUUUUGAUCUUCUUCUUUUGAACUAUGUAGUACCGAAUGGAGUAGCGCAUCGAUGAGCCGGGCUGAUUUCUUUCCGGUGGGAGAGUCAGUAUGGAGUCCAAACAAUAUUACAUUAGAGUCAGCAAUAUGGAGUAACAAUCAGCAUUUUGAAUACGAAGGAAGAUCCAUAUAGAAGAGGUCUAUAGAGAUCGCAACAAACGAUGACCUCUUUAUGAUCCCACCUGAACCAAUACAGUGUAUGUCCUGCAAAACAAUUUAUAAGACGUAUUUAAAAGAUUAUAUGACAGACGAAGUAAUCUUUUACAAUAAAUGCUCAGACUGCCAGAUCAAGGAAGAAGUUAUUGACGAAAUACUUCUUUCAGAUUUUAAAUUUAGCUUAGCUAGACUCGAGAAGGAGAUGCAGGAAAUCAAGAAGUGGAUGUGGGACGUGCUGUGCAAAGCAAGACAUAGUAGGCCCCUCUACGACAGGAGAGAUAGUGCGUGCGCUGCGUCGUGGUGUAAAAGUGAGGGCGUGACUAACUAUAAAGUGCAGUGCCACAUUUUCUCGAAGCAGUUCCACACCUACUGCCUCGGCCUCACAACUUAUGAUUUCCAAACUUUAAGAUGCAACGAUUGCAUGGAAGACCCAUCAUCGAGUUCUUCGAAACCAAAAGUGCGCGCAUUUCCUCAGUCCAGAAACUUGAAAAAGGUGAUUGUAAACAAGAGACCAAGCCUCAUCCAUAAAUGUGAAAGAAAAAAAUAUCAAUAGCUCGAGUUUUCCCAACAUCACCAUAUAUGACUGAAGGUAUCGAUAACCAAAGAUAUAGGGUGGAGUGUAGUAUUUGCUCGAAGGAAGUCCACAGUCGCUGUGUCUGUGUCCCUAAACUUAAUACACGAUAUUUCCGAUGCGAUGAAUGCAGGCCAGAGAAGCGAAUAUUAUGGUAUUGGAGGAAAGAUGGUAGUUAUCAACUUGAAUAUUGCCCCCCUUAAUAUGUUUUUACUAUUAUUCAGUAUUUAUCAUAUACUUGUAACUACAUAUACUUGUUAAUAUGUAAAAGUUUAUACACUUAAUUAUUUUGUUUCUUAUAUUUAUAUAUUUGUUUUUGUUAAAAUCUUUCCAUUGAAAACUACUGUUGUUUGUAUAAUUUAAAAAAAAAAAAUCAAAUUUUAUUUUAAUAUUUAAUAUUCUCAAUGUGAAACCUCAUGAGCACAAAAUAUUUUGAUUGAGUUAUUUUAUUUAUACCUAGAUUUUGUGAAAAACAAUUAUUACGAAUAUUUUUUACUCGAGAGCAUUAUAGUACUCAUUUU
Molecule: messenger RNA, 1530 nt
Organism: Nezara viridula (southern green stink bug)
Lineage: Eukaryota; Metazoa; Arthropoda; Insecta; Hemiptera; Pentatomidae
Source: the annotation of a GenBank genome assembly